UUGUAAAAGAAUUUUUUUUUAAGUACAUUGGACUGGUAAAAGUAUCCCAACAGAGAGUGACCCCUCAAGCAUGUGAUACUGUGACACUUGCAAUUGGAGGAGCCAGAGGCCCUCACCUUCUAUAUUAGUACAUAGGUGAGCCAUUCAGGUAGUAUGCUAGUAAGAAGGAAAAGGUGUCAGUAGGGAUGGUGGGACAAAGAGGACAGAGAAGCUUCUGAAAGCAAAGGGUCCUCUGACUAAUCUGACUUUGUAAAACAGGUUUCAUAUCCAAGUUGGAAGCAUGAAGAUUAAGUGUGUUGCCCUGUUCUCCCUCCUGCUCCUGAUCUCACAGCUGUUCUUGGUGGAUUGUAAAAAACAGAAGGAAAGAAAACAUGGGAAAGAUGGGAAAGGAGAGGAGAGACAGACUGGCUCUGCUGGUAAGAAUGAGAGAGGCCAGAAAGCCAAGGGAGAAAAAAAGCUCCCUCGGGGCAGGUUUUCCACUCAAAACAAUGUCCCCUGUACCUGGACAGUGACUGAGAAGGAGGGGAUCACUUUGACAGUACGAUGUAAAGGAGAGGAAGCCCAGUUUGAGUGUACCUAUGCAGGCAAUCCUUCUUCCUGCCCCAAUUUUAUAGGCAAUGAAAAAGCCUACUGGAAGCAAAUUGGUCGUGCCCUGCAGAAACAGAAGAACCUUUGUGCUGAUUCAAAGAGUGUCCUCAAGUCCCGUGUAUGCAGGAAAGGUGCCCAUGGUGCCCAUCUCAAAAUGGUAGACUCCACCAUCAAGAACAAGAGCCAGGAUAAGAAGGGGAAAAAGCAUCCUCCAACACCCGCUUCCACUGUCAGACCAACCACUCUGACUGUCCAGCCAACUGGUCACCAAUCAACAACUGAGAAGUGUAUCGAGGAUGUUGAGGUUAUCAACCAAAGAAGGGUGGCAGAAGAAUACUGUGGAGAGUCCUGGAGCUCUUUAUGCACCUUUCUACUCACCAUGUUACAGGAUAAAAAGUGCUAGCAAACUCGGACACCAUUCUUAGUCCCUGCGCUGAAAUUGGAGCCUCUCUCUCUCUUUGUGUGCUGCAGAGCUUUCAUUCAAGUUUCCCUUUAUAGCAUGAACUUCCAGGGUGCUGGAAUGGAAGAAAGUACAACUAUGUAUUUAAAUAUGUUUUGUAAUUUUUUCUUUUUUUUGUAUUUUGGAAUUUUUAUUUCC
Messenger RNA from Gracilinanus agilis (Agile Gracile Mouse Opossum), 1186 nucleotides. RefSeq names its product fibroblast growth factor binding protein 1 (gene FGFBP1). The coding region runs from base 281 to 991 and encodes 236 amino acids. The record is from RefSeq and is a predicted model, not a curated record. Gene Ontology annotation, molecular function: growth factor binding. NCBI's taxonomy places the organism in Eukaryota, Metazoa, Chordata, Mammalia, Didelphimorphia, Didelphidae. Gene Ontology annotation, biological process: cell-cell signaling. The transcript has a single exon.